CCGGCCUCUAAUGCCCUUGAAGGGUAAAACUCGUAUACAGAACUAGCGAAUUAUGUACUUAUGCGGAUUCUCUGUUGAUGUCAGCAGCUGAGAGAUUUUGGGGAAGACGAGAAAAAGAAAAUGGGGAAACGUACUUAUGUACGAUCGCCAUUUAGCAUUCAAUAGUAUACUGAGUAGCAUGCUACACUGCACUACACUGACCUCAGCUUGGAAGCAGUGCAGACGACCUGAUCUGGCUUGUGCAGUCAAUGCAUCGCACCAUGAAUUUUGUGUAUUGCUAGAAGCUUGCUUUCAUAGUAACAGAACUCAGGCAGUUUGGUAUUACCGGGGUCUUCGGCGGUGUAAUUACCCCACCGGGCUACCGCAUGUUAGACUCACUAUCAGGUAUUCGAUAUCAAUCCCUCGGCCAUCUUCUCCUGAAUCGAAAGGGUACGCUGUCCUUUUGGAGAAACACAAACACAUCUUCUGGCAUGCGUCGUGACGGGCAAGUAAUCAGAUUCUCUUGUCAUAGGCCUCUCAAUCCAUUUGAAAUUCUCGGGAAACGACCCAACUUUUGUAUAAUACCCCAUUGGUCGCAAGAGUAGGCGACCCGGACGCCUGGCC
Molecule: messenger RNA, 603 nt
Organism: Colletotrichum godetiae
Lineage: Eukaryota; Fungi; Ascomycota; Sordariomycetes; Glomerellales; Glomerellaceae
Exons: 1
Coding region: 137-481 (114 amino acids)
Source: RefSeq, a predicted model, not a curated record